AUGGCGAAACAAAGGUUGACGGCCUUGGAUAUACGCGCGAUAAUCACCCUGUGCAAAAAUAUCCUUGUCGGAUGCGUAGUAACGAACAUUUAUAACAUCUCCAACAAAAUUUACGUUUUAAAAUGCUCGAAGAAGGAGCAGAAAUAUUUUUUCCUGGUGGAAGCUGAAAAGAGAAUCCAUAUAACAGAAUGGAAGAGGGAUAAAGAUGUGAUGCCAUCAGCAUUUACUAUGAAGUUAAGGAAGCAUCUGAGGUCUAGGAAGAUUACCAACAUAACCCAACUGGGAGGAGACAGAGUGGUUGACAUUCAAUUUGGCUUCGACGAUAAAGCAUGCCAUCUGAUUGUGGAGUUAUACAUUGCUGGAAAUAUUAUCCUGACAGACAGUAAUCAUAAAAUAUUGUCCAUUUUGAAGAGCAAUGAUGCUAUCGGAAAGAAAUAUAACAUCAAUGAUGUGUACAAUGUAGAGGAACACACAUCCAUCCUGCUGCACAAAAAUUUGGAAGUAGUCAACGUGGAGAAUAUAAAGAAGAGUAUCAACGAAAUAAUGCUUCUUUAUAACAAUGUCACCCUUGAGGAUGUUUCUUCCAUAACUAAGGAUGUAGUAGUUAAUCAAGUGGGUACUGGCGCCAUGUCGCAUGAGUUUCAAAAUAACGGGGUGGAAGAUACGAACUUGGGGUUGCCACAGAAUAAAGCGAUUUUUGGUGAACGCGCCAAGGGUGAAGACGAAGAGACCACAAUGAGCAAAAAGGGGAUUGACAAUAAUAAUGGUGGUAGGACAGAAAACGGAACGGUAAAGAAUGGCAUUGAGGAAGGGGCACACCGAGGUAGUGAGGGUAAAGGAAAAAAUAAAGGGAACAGUAACGCCAAAUUGAAAAGCGCCAAACAUGUGCAGGAUAAAACAUCGGCAAGUUUGAAGAACAGUUCGAAUAAAAAAAUCAGCACCGUCAUUUGCAGCGAUAAUGAGAAAGGUAAAAAGAUGAAGAAGCUUAGAACGUUAACCGAUUUAGCAAGCAAGCUUAUUGUGUUUGCCCAUAGCGAUCUAAUUGUGCAUUCGUUAAUCGCAUGUGAUGUGAACCCCACAGAUUCGUUGGAGAGAUACACCUUGAGUGACUUGGGUCAGAUUUUGCAAAAGGCGAUAAAUGAAGCGCUAUGCGUGCUGAACAGCUUUAGCAGCGAGGAGAAGUGCGUAAAGGGUUACGGCUUUGCCCCGAAGGGUGGUGCAAAAUGCGAAAAAGGAACAAAAGCGGUAGAAAAUAAAACCGAUGGUGGCGGUGGCAAAAGGAAAAUUGAAGCCAAGCCCAUUGAUGGCAAAGUAGCAAUCAAGGAGGAAGACAAAACUGGUGAAAAUAUCGCAUUUACUGAGUUUUCCCCAACCAUUUUGAACAAUCACAAAAAUAAAGUGGAGGAGAACAAACUGGAGAUCAUUCAUUUUGAUGAUUUUAACAAAUGCGUAGACACCUAUUUUAGUAGAAUGGAAUUGUCCAAGUACGACAGGCAGCAGGAAGUCAUUAAGAUUAAAAAAUCUCUUACUAAAAUGGAUAAAAUUAAGUUAGACCAUGAAAGGAGAAUCGAACAGUUAGAGAAGGAAGUUAGUUCGCUUAGGAAAAAAAUUUCGCUAAUUCAAAUGAAUGACGAAUUGGUUGAGCAAGCCAUACAGUUAAUGCGUGCCGCGGUGGCGACGAAUGCCAAUUGGGAAAAAAUCUGGGAGCAUAUUAAACUUUUUAAGAAGCAGAAUCAUCCCAUAGCACUGCGGAUUAGCUCCGUGAAUUUUAACAACUGCGAAAUGGAGUUGCUGUUAGAUGACGCCGAGGCAAACAAACAGGGAAAUGACCUCUCCAGUGAAGAAAACGAACAGGGAAGCGACGACCCGUCCAGUGAGGCAAACGAACAACAGUCAAAGGGGAAAACGUCCAAUAGGGAGGCUGCAACAAACAAAAAGUUCGCAGUUACCAUAAAUUUAAACAAUUCUGUGUAUGGAAAUGUAGAGGAUUAUCAGAAGCUGCGAAAGAAGGCAGAAGAAAAAAUAAGGAAAACAAAAAUAUCCACGAACUUUGCUGUAAAAAAAGUGGAGAAAAAAAAAAAAGAAAAAGAAAAUAAACAAAAGGGGAAACAUAAUAAGACAGUUGGUCAAAUUCAAAAGUUAAGAAAAGUCCAUUGGUUUGAGAAAUUCCACUGGUUUAUCUCGUCGGAAAAUUAUUUAGUCAUUGCUGGGAGGGAUGCACUACAAAAUGAAAUCCUCUUUAGGAAGUAUUUUCAAAAGAAUGAUGUUUAUGUGCAUGCAGAUAUUCAUGGUGCUUCGACAUGUAUUAUCAAAAAUCCGCAUAAGGACAUCUCCAUUCCGGAGAAAACCUUGUCUGAGGCUGGCCAGCUAGCCAUUUGUAGAAGUUCUGCUUGGAAUAAUAAAAUUAUUACUUCGGCUUGGUGGGUGCACUACCAUCAAGUUAGCAAAUCGGCUCCGACAGGGGAAUACUUAAAAACGGGGUCCUUUGUAAUCAGGGGGAAGAAGAAUUACUUGCCGCACGUCAAGCUGGAAAUGGGACUGUGUAUAAUUUUUCAGGUGGACAAUGCUGUACUGGACAAUAACGAGGAGAACAAUUUGGACGACACGCAGAAGAGCUUCCACAAUGAUGGUGAUAAGAGGAGAAGCGAUGGUGAUAACGCAGUUUGGGGGGAUUCCGUUAUGAGGGAUUCCAUUGUGAGGGAUACCCUUAUGGAUACCUGCACCGGAGAGGGUUUCAUCCAAGCUUAUAAUCCUUACACAGGUCCAGCGGAAGAAAUUUUCAUCCCUGCGACAAUUCUCACUAACGCUACACAACCAUACAACAGUGGUAGUACGUCUGCCGAAUGUAUCUCCCUUUCGGCAUGGAAUACCUGCUUCGAAUUGCAGAAUGCCCCAGAAGGUAUAAAGAAUGCGAAGUGUCUGAACAGCUGCGUUCCGCCAAGUGUGCCAUGUAGGGGGUACUCAAAAAGGUGUGAAAAGAAGAAGAGACAUUUAUACAACCGUUUUGUUGGCUUCUUCCUUCCAAAUAGAAAUAGAACAAAUCUGUUGAAUCAGAAUUUUGAGAAAAAGUUCGAUCGAGUCUUUCCCAUUUUGGAAAAAUUAGGAAUCGUGUAUAGUUACGAUUAUUCUAUUGUGAAAGGCUUGUUAACAGGGGUAGAUUCCAAUUUAUGGUCGGAUGAACGUAAAUACAGAGAAGUCUUUAAGUCCCUCAUCCGUAGAAGAAAUGGGCAUUUAUCAAAAUGCGGCAUGUGCACCGCUCUGAAGAGCACUUACAAAAUGUUGCUAUUCAGGAUCUGCAACGUCUGCAUGUAUAUCUUUCUGGAUACUUAUUACCACGUUUCGAAAGAGCACACCUCGUUGGACGAUCCUACUUUGGGAGAAGCUUUCCCCAUUUUGCGCCCAUUUUUCAGAAGGUUAAAAGAUGCUGUAACUUUUUUUCUUUCGCAUAAAGGGUUUGGACACAAGGGCAGUUACACAUGUCUCAGUUUAUAUUUAGAAGGCAUCCCAGAUAUGAUGUGCACUGGUAGGCAUGAUGGCUCGUCUGAGCGAUUGCGAGGUUGUACGAGGAUAACAAUUAAUAGGAUGGAAUUGAAGAAGAUCUUUUCUUCUAGCUUUAUGAAUGGAAGGUCGCCAGAACAGCUUGGGAGUAGCUAUGUAAAGGAUUAUUUGUGCGAAAGGGGAAGAAGAAUCCCAUUUAUUUUUGUUGACUGCCCGGUGUACGGGGCGCCCCCAGUGACCUUCAAAGAUGAGGACUCAGACGAUUCCGAGUCGAAUAAGAAGGUAAAAGCGGAACUGGUCGACCACCCAUCGGUAAAUAACCAUGAUGGGAAGAGAGAGUAUGACGAAGAGGAGGAGAAGAAGAAGGACAAGGCAAAAAAGGUUUCCUUUGUAAGCGAUGAUGGUGAAGAAUGUCCCAAAUUGGUAAGGCCCGCGAGAUCGCGCAAGGUUACAGGGUUUGUAAAGAUGGACGUAAGUAAGCUGCUCCAGGAGAUAGAGGAGAAGGAAGAGCAGCAGGACCAGCAACAGGAGCAGCAGGAGAAGGAAGAUGAAGAAGAGGAAGAAGCAGAAGAAGGGGGGAUGGACGCAACCGAGGAGACAGGCACCUCCACCAAAGUUACGGUUUGCGAAGAGGGGGAAAGAAGGGGUGAGAAAAAAAGCGUCACCUUUACGUCAGAGGGUGAGUCGGUUGGUGAUGGAAAACAACCCUCGUUGAAUGUGCCGAGGCCAGUGAGGUCCCGCAAACCCACGGGCUUCGUCAAGAUGGAUGUUAGCAAGUUGUUGCAGCAGAUAGGGAAUGAGGAGAAUUCUGAGGAUGGGGAAGAGACGAUUGAAGCGGGCGGGGUGAGGCAGGUAACCCCUGUGAGUAAUUCAAAUAUCGACAUUAAGAAAGACGAAGCGAAGGUAAAAAAGCAGGAACAGAAAAAUAUGUCCUUCUGCGAGAGCCCGCGUACACCUAGCAUAAGAAAAAAAAGCGUUUCUUUCAGUUCUGAGGAUGAACAUAUAUACGUCGAAAGGCAAGAGUCGCUCAACGUGCCGAGGCCGGUUAGGUCGCGAAAGCCGACAGGUUAUGUCAAGAUGGAUGUGAGCAAGUUGCUGGAGGAGAUAGAGAAUGAAGAAGAGUCCGACGAAGCGGGUGCAGCUGGUGCAGUGGGGGUUUCUUCCGAUACGAACAGAACUAGGCGUGCGAACCAUCUGAAUGUCCUCAAUGCAGAGGACGGACAUAGGGAAGAGACACCAAAAGUGACGUUCGCCGAGGGUCCACUUACCACUGAUUCGAAGAAAAAAAGCGUGUCCUUCAAUUACGAAGAUGCGUAUAUGCAAGGCGAGAAGAAGGAAUCGCUGAAUGCGCCCAGGCCAGUGAGGUCGCGCAAGCCCACAGGCUUUGUCAAAAUGGAUGUCAGCAAGUUGCUUCAGGAGAUAGAUCGUGAAGAGGAGUCUGACGAAGGGCAAGAAGACACCAAAAAAAUGGAACCACAAGUGGUGAAGGCCCCUGACAUGACCCCAAGUGAUGAUCAAAAAGAGAAAAAAGUUACCUUUACUCCUGAGGGUGGAGAAUCCGUUUCUGUGAAGGAAUCAGAGUCGCCUAGCUUUUCCAGAUCGGCCAGACCUCGCAAAGCAACUGGUUUUGUCAAAAUGGAUUUAAGCAAACUGCUGGAGGAUUUGGAAGGAGAAGAGGGGGACGGAGAAGAGAAUGACGGAGACAGAAAUAGCGACACAGGGGUGGAACCAGAAGGGAAGAAAAAUUUUGAUGGUGGCAAUGACAACGAUGAUGACGACGAUGAUGAAGACGAUGAUGAAGACGAUGAUGAAGACGGCGAUAACGACGAUGAAGACGACGAUAACGACGAUGAGGACGACGAUGAGGACGACGAUGAAGACGAAGAUAACGACGAUGAGGACGACGAUGAUGAAGACGAAGAUAACGACGAUGAGGACGACGACGAUGACGAUGAAGGAGGUAGUUCUGAAGGAAGCGAGGAAUCGAACGAGAGCAAUCAAUCGGUCAGCGAUGACCACAGGGAUAGGAAUGGAGGUGACAGCGACAGUAAUGAUAGCCAUGAUGGAAACGUACAAUCCGGUGGAAAUAAACAUGGAGAAAAAGGAAAUAAUGAAAAGCGAAGUCAUGAAGACGAAGCAACGAAUGAGAGGAAUAGGGAUGACCAGCAUGGGGAGGAAAAAUGUAGAAAUAAUUCAAAUAGGCAGAGUGAAAAUAAGGCAAGAAAAAAUGCCAUGAAGGAACAAAAUGUUUCUGUUAACCACGGAACUGUGAAAGACCAAAAAAAGGAUAAGAGUUGCGUGCACCUGUUGAGAGGAGCAAGAACGAAAAAGAAGCGGAUGAAGAAAAAAUACGGGGAACAGGAUGACGACGAUGAGGAAAGGCAAUUGCACAUGAAAAUAAUUGGGGCAAGAAAGAUGAAGCACGAGACGGAGAAGGAAAAAGUAGAGAAGCUGCAGAGUAAGACGGCGGAGCAAGAGAACAAAUAUAAAAGCCCCAAAGAAGUCACAAUGAAUUUUGAGGAAAUAAAUGAGGAAGAAAUGAAGGACAAAAUGAGCGAAUUAAAGAAGUUGGUGUGCACACCCAAGGAAGGAGAUAACCUGAUAUUUGCAAUUCCGAUGUGUGCGCCUUAUUCAGCCAUUCAUAAUCAAAAGUAUAAGGUGAAACUGGUCCCCGGAAAUGCCAAAAAAGGGAAGGUUGCCCAAUCUUGCAUUUCAUACUUCCUGAAAAUGUCAACCGAAGAAAAGGAAAAGGAGCUCAUCAAAAAUAUAUCGGUGGACGAACUGGGAAACUGCAUUAUAACAAAUUCGACCCCCGAUUUGAAGGAGUUAAAACCGGCUACGAAGCACAAAUUUGUGCAAAAGGGGAAGGGAAAGAAGGCGAAAUGA
Molecule: messenger RNA, 6384 nt
Organism: Plasmodium inui San Antonio 1
Lineage: Eukaryota; Apicomplexa; Aconoidasida; Haemosporida; Plasmodiidae
Exons: 6
Coding region: 1-6384 (2127 amino acids)
Biological process (GO): ribosome-associated ubiquitin-dependent protein catabolic process; rescue of stalled cytosolic ribosome
Cellular component (GO): RQC complex
Molecular function (GO): ribosomal large subunit binding; tRNA binding
Source: RefSeq, a predicted model, not a curated record